ACCCGCUGCCCACAGAGCACAGUUCACUUCUCCAGCCGCUUGCGGACGGCACUCGCUCCCAUGGCUUCUGUAUAACGAACCCUUUCCACCGAGAGAGGAGAAAAUUAGCAAAGAAAAAACACCAACAACAGAGGAGAAAAUAAGCAUUUCUGACGCUGGAGUUAAGGGUGCAUUAGGAGUUUUUUAUUUUUUUUCACUUGGAAGGAGGAGAAUACAAACUUUGAAAGGACUCUUGAAAGAGUGUGGUGCUCACCACCCGUGCAUGUUAAAGACGAGGUGUGUAUGAGAGCCGUGAGGCGGCUGUAGACCAGUGUAAUUUGGAAGCGAAGCGGCAGCGGCAUGCUUUUGCCACGGAGCUCAGCGUUCGCAGCGUUUUGCCUCCAUGUCUUUUUCUUGUGCUGGCGGAUGAAGGUGUGCACUGCAUCUGGACACUUCGAACUGGAGAUCCUGUCCAUGCAGAACGCGCGCGGCGAGCUUCAGAGCGGCGCGUGCUGCGGGGGCGCGCGGAGUGGCGGCGCUGAGCGCGUGUGCGCGCCCGACCAAUGCGACACGUACUUCAGGGUCUGCCUCAAGGAAUACCAGUCGCGCGUGUCUGCCGCGGGCCCGUGCAGCUUCGGCACUGGAUCUACGCCCAUUCUCGGGGGUAAUACAUUCACCACCAAGGGCACGGCCGUCGCGGACAAGGCCAGGAUUGUUUUACGCUUCAGUUUCGCGUGGCCGAGGUCCUACACAUUGAUAGUGGAGGCCUUGGACUUCCAUAAUGAUACUGCUGGUGAAAGUCCAACUGGAAGACUCAUUGAGAAGGCUUACCACUCUGGAAUGAUCAACCCAAAUCACCAGUGGCAGAAGCUGACGCACAAUGGUCCUAUUGCCCAGUUUGAGUAUCAAAUCCGGGUAACUUGUGAGGAACACUACUAUGGCUUUGGCUGCAACAAGUUCUGCCGGCCACGUGACGAGUUCUUUGGACAUUAUACUUGUGACCAGAAUGGCAACAAGACCUGCCUAGAAGGAUGGACGGGCCCUGACUGCAACACAGCUAUCUGCAGGCAGGGAUGCAGCAUCGAGCAUGGAUCCUGCAAACAACCAGGAGACUGCGACUGUCUGUAUGGCUGGCAGGGCCUGUAUUGUGAUAAGUGCAUCCCUCAUCCUGGCUGUGUGCAUGGAACAUGUGUAGAACCAUGGCAGUGCCUCUGUGACACCAACUGGGGCGGACAACUCUGUAACAAAGAUUUGAACUACUGUGGCACUCACCAGCCCUGUCUGAAUGGAGGGACAUGCAGCAACACAGGACCAGACAAAUAUCAGUGUUCCUGUGCUGACGGCUACUCUGGAGCCAACUGUGAGAGGGCGGAACGUGCCUGCCUUUCCAACCCGUGUGCUAAUGGUGGAAGCUGUAAGGAGAUUAGUCACGGUUAUGAGUGCUCAUGCGCAGCUGGCUGGAGCGGCCCAUCCUGCAGUAUCAAUGUAGAUGACUGUGCACCAAACCCAUGUAACCAUGGAGGCACUUGUCAGGAUCUGGUUAAUGGAUUUAAGUGCAGCUGCCCCUCACAGUGGAUUGGCAAAACAUGUCUGAUCGAUGCCAAUGAGUGCGACGACAAGCCUUGUGUGUACGCAAAAUCCUGCCGCAACCUGAUUGGUGGAUAUUUCUGCGAGUGUCUCCCAGGGUGGACGGGUCAGAACUGCGACAUCAAUAUCAAUGACUGCCAGGGCCAGUGCCUGAAUGGAGGAACCUGCAGGGAUUUAGUGAACGGCUACCGUUGCGUCUGCCCGCCUGGAUUUUUGGGCGAGCACUGCGAGAAGGACAUUGACGAGUGUGCAAGCAGCCCUUGCCUAAAUGGAGGCCGAUGUGAGGAUGAAGUGAAUAGCUUUCAGUGCCUGUGUCCUGCUGGUUUCUCUGGUCAACUUUGUCAGCUCGAUAUUGAUUACUGUCGGCCCAGCCCCUGUCAAAAUGGUGCGCUGUGCUUCAACCUGGCGUCUGACUACUUCUGCAAAUGCCCGGAUGACUAUGAGGGCAAGAACUGCUCUCACCUGAAGGACCAUUGCCGCACCACUUCGUGCCAAGUGAUUGACAGCUGUACAGUAGCUGUUGCAUCCAAUAGUACACCAGAGGGGGUGCGCUAUAUCUCCUCCAAUGUGUGUGGACCUCAUGGGCGCUGCAGGAGCCAGGCCGGGGGGCAGUUCACCUGCGAGUGUCAGGAAGGCUUCAGAGGCACUUACUGCCAUGAAAAUAUAAAUGAUUGUGAGAGUAAUCCAUGCCGAAAUGGUGGGACGUGCAUUGACAAAGUGAACGUGUAUCAGUGUAUUUGUGCUGACGGCUGGGAAGGGGCCCACUGUGAAAUUAACACAGAUGACUGCAGCUUGAAUCCCUGUCUAAACAAGGGAACAUGUCAAGACCUGGUGAAUGACUUUUACUGCGAAUGCAGAAAUGGCUGGAAGGGAAAGACUUGCCACUCACGUGAGAGCCAGUGUGAUGAAGCCACAUGUAACAAUGGAGGUACCUGCCAUGAUGAGGGGGAUACCUUUACAUGCAGGUGCUCACCAGGCUGGGAGGGUGCAACUUGCAACAUAGCAAAGAAUAGCAGCUGUCUGCCCAACCCUUGCGAGAAUGGAGGCACCUGUGUAGUUAGUGGCGAAUCUUUCACCUGUGUGUGUAAGGAAGGUUGGGAGGGUGUCACCUGUUCCCAGAAUACCAACGACUGCAGUCCACACCCAUGCUACAACAGUGGGGCUUGUGUAGAUGGAGAGAACUGGUACCGGUGUGAGUGUGCCCCAGGCUUCGCUGGCCCUGACUGUCGCAUAAAUAUUAACGAGUGCCAGUCCUCACCCUGUGCCUUUGGUGCUACAUGUAUAGAUGAGAUCGACGGCUAUCACUGCCUUUGUCCACCUGGACGAACUGGGCCUCAUUGUCAAGAAAUCACAGGGAGGCCCUGCAUUUCUGAUGGAGGUCAAAGUACCGCUGAUGGAGUAAAAUGGGAAGAAGACUGCAACACCUGUCAGUGUCACAAUGGAAAGGUCCACUGCACCAGGAUGUGGUGUGGGCCGAAGUCUUGUCGGAUUGGUAAAGGCCAUGGCGGAUGCCGGUUGGGCCAGUCUUGUAUCUCCAUCAAAGAGGAGCAUUGUUUUGUGAAGCCCUGCCAUGGCCUGGGAGAGUGCUGGCCCUCUGCGCCCCCUCCACCAAACUCCAAAUGCCACCAUAGCUUCCCUUACCAGGACAACAGCUGUGCCAACAUCACGUUCACCUUCAGUAAAGAGACCAUGCCUCGAGGUCUGAGUAUAGAACAUGUGUGUAAUGAGCUGAGACAGGUGUAUGUAGUGAAGAACCUCUCCUCAGAGUAUGGUGUUUCCAUCGCCUGCGAUCCCUCCUUCUCUGCCAGCAAUGAGAUCCAUGUCAGCAUAUCAAUCGAAGAGCCAAGGUUGGACAGGAGCCCCAUUAAAGAGAUCACUGAUCGGAUUAUAGACCUGGUGAGCAAGCGCACUGGCAACAGCUCUAUUAUCACAGCUGUCACUGGAGUGCGUUUGCAGCAGAGGCAAAACCCCAGCAAAACAGACUAUCUGGUUCCUCUGCUCAGCUCCAUCUUCAUCGUUCUCUGGAUCAUGGCCUUUGUAAUGUCCUUCCUGUGGUGCAUUCGUCGCCAUCGGAAACAGAAUGCCCAUGGCAACACAGCAGCCUCGGCCACUGAGGACAACACCACCAACAACGUGCGUGAGCAGCUCAACCAGAUCAAGAACCCAAUUGAAAAACAUGCAGCCCACAGUGUUGCCAUAAAAGACUACGAGGGGAAGAACUCGAUCAUUGCCAAAAUUAGGACACACAAUACAGAGGUCGAGGAGGAGGAGAUGGAGAAGCACAUGCAGAAAGCGCGAUUCACCAAGCAACCAGCCUACACGCUAGUGGAGAAGGAGGAGCGAACACCCACCAAAACCCCCAACUGGACUAACAAACAGGACAACAGAAACUUGGAGACAGUGCACAGUUUAAACAGGAUGGAGUACAUCGUAUAGCAGGCAACUGUGUUGCCACAUGACCAAACCCCUCCUCAGUACUGAUCACGCAGAGGCUUGAGGAGGCUGAAUCAUUUCAAACUGUUGUGUCAUACCUUUGACUCUAAGGUUUAUUAUUUGCAGAGUCCCUGUGUUAAUUUAAGUUCUGACAAGCUGGCUUACACUGGCUUACAACUGAUAGUUGUUGUGGUUGGCUGGAAAAAACCAAAGUGCUGUAUUUCACGUCUAUGCAAAAACUAGUUUGCAAGUCUCUUCCUGCUUUACAAAAUCACUACCAGCACCACAUACAUUUCCAAUGUCUAUUUUUGUGGAUACGUUUGAGUAUCUUUGAGUCUUUGUACUAUUUUCAGAUAGUCUUAAGGGUUUUUUUUUACUUUUAUUAUUAUAAUGACAAUAUCACUGCUCAAGUAGUUUUUUUCUAUUGGUUGUCGGGGCUCUCUCUGGUUAGAUUUUACUAUUAUUGUGUACUAAAUGUGCCUGUGCAGCUCUGCACCACAGCAACGGUCAGACUUUUUUAACAUGACAAAGGACAAAAAAAGAUAAACGCAGAAAAAUACACAUAAAAAUGUUAUUUAUUAUUGCUCUUUUCUUGGUGCAGGAUGUGUCUGUCUUGCCUGGGUCGAGACUGUCCAGAAUGCGGUUAAUUCCUGCCUUAGAGCGUACGCUCAAUGGACCUUAAUUAAAAUUGUUCUGACCAUCAUUUAUAAGGAUACAAAGCACAACGUCAUUGAUAGCUUUAGCCCUGAGAUGUUACUAUUCCUCUUCGUCUUUACAGUAUACAGACAAAUACGUUGGAGCUUUCAAAAAGCAUGUAUCAUGCGUACUCAUGCAUGUCUUGCGUCGUGCGUGUCCCAGGUGUCUCUAGUACCAGCUUAUAACAGUGGGAGCAACACUCCCUGUUCUAGCACUAGAUGCAACCAAGAGAAUGCAUUGUCAGAAAUGCAGCAAAGGUCUAUUAAGCCUGAUUAAUGAAGUAAUUGUAUUUUUGUUAAUUUUAUGAAGCUAUUAAAGUACACACCUAACGUGGCCCAUCUUGCUUUCUAGCUGUUGAUAUAGCUACUUCCUAGUAGCUCCCAACUGAUAUGGAGCUCACAUAAAUAAACAUUACUGACCACUGCCCUCUGUAGGUGUCAGUGUCAAAUUCACAUUCUGUUUGUUGCACUGUAAACAUUACUGUGAAAUCUAACAACUGUGGACAAUAAUGGUCAUCAGGCAAUUACGUAAUAAUUGCGACAGGCCUAGCUUGAAAUCUUUUUAAACAAAGAUUUAUCGGAUAUCAAGCUCUAGUUUAAAUGAUUACCCAGUGUUAAGUCCAGUGAAAAGCUACAGGAGAAUGAUUUCUCAGUACUAAAGCUUUUAGGGAAUUGCGCUCUACUCAUUAAUCAAACUGCAAGUUUUACAGUCUAGAUUGUAAACAGCAAUAUCCUUGUCACUCGUUUCACAUGUGUAUGCCACAUUGCAAGGACCUUAUAGAUGCUCAUGCAGUGGAUUAUGUCAGCAACAGUAAGUGCGACCAUGGCCAAUACAUGGCCAAAUGUAAGCAACACUAGACUGUAAGGCAGGUACCAAGAAAUGGGCACUGUCUGGCCCCAGGCAAGGGUCUGUUCACAGCUGCUGCCAAUAUGAAGAAUUGUUAAUUUAGAAAUGUGUAAAUAUGUACAUUUGUUUUUAAUUAAUCACUGUGUAUAUUUGAUUUAUUAACUUAAUAAUCAAGAGCCUUAAAAUAUCAUUCCUUUUAUUUAUGUGUACUGUCUAGUUUUGAAGGUUUUGAAAUUUUUUUAAGCUCAUGGCUUUUUUUAUUUUCACAACAAAUUUGUUUCAUGUUUUAUAGAUGCCAAAAUUUUGAAGAGAAAAAGAGCAGUCUAUUUUUUAAGAAUAGUUUGGGCAUUUGUGUGCCUGAAAGGUUUUUUUUUCCUUUUUGUAUAUUGUUAGAUAUUAUUUUUGAAAACUCUGUUGUAUCCAUUUUGCCAGGACUUACUUGUAAAGGCAGGUGAGGUGAGGAACAUAAGAAAGACAGCUGCUUUUGUUUUAUUACAUGACUUGGUGGCAAACACCUUGGUUGUCACAAAUGAAAAACAAUGCAAAGGAACAAAUCUGUUUUGUUGUUUGUGGGUUAACCUACUGAAAUUAGAGAAUGUCAUCAAAACAUUGCUAAUAUAAAUCAUUUUGCCUCCGAUUUAGUUUGCAUAACAUAGCAUGCUAGGCGUUAAAUACUUGAACAGUGGGGGGCCAGUGGGAACACCCAACCCAGCUCCUGGAGGUUGCUACACUCUUAAAAAUAAAGGUGCCAAAAAAAGGUUCUUUGGCGUGAUGACCUAGAAGAAUCACAUUUUUCCUAAAGAACUUUACUGUGGAGGAGUCUUCAAAGAUCCCUGUUUGUAAAUGAGAUGUAAAUGAGAAACAAAGUUUAAAGAACUAAAGGUUCUAAACCAAGUAAAGUUUUUUCCUGGAACCAUACAUCCAAGCCAAGUUUAGGAAUCUUGAUUUUUAAGAGUGUACACUACAGAAUUUAGUUCCAGCUCUAUUUCACACAUCCCAGAAGACCAAUUUCACCUUUCCUUACAGCCCUAAAAGAUUUUCUAAUUGCACAAGCCACAUGCUGAUCUAAUAGCCAGAGAAAAGAGUGAAGGAAGCUGAAAUUUCUUUCACCCUUCUUUGGUGUAGAGAUCUGCAUAUCAAAGCUACUCAGUUUCCAUAUAAUUGUUUCUAUAGAUGAUGUAUAGAGAUGGCCGAUACUAUUUUUUCUUGAGCUUUGGCCAAUACUGUAACCAAUUGAAUGUUUUUUCUUUAAGAACAACUAAGCGUUAAAAUUAGCUGUUCGUAAUUGAAACACAUCACUUAAGGUGAGCAUCUAAAAGUAGGCUUUAUGCUCAUACUACUCAAACACUCUACAGGAAGAAAUAUACAGGAAUAUACAUCACAUCACACAACGUGAGUGUGUGCUAUUUCAGGAUUUAUUUGAAUUAUUUUUUUCCAAUAUGCUUCAUAUAUGAGUUCAUGUUUUUCACAAGAACGUGGCAUUGCCAAUUGGCCAUGCAUGGAAACCUAUACAGUGUGUUAUGUGUACAUGUUAUGUGUACGUUGUGGCAAUGAUACCCUAAAACUGAUAUCUCUUGUCUUCUUUCCUCGCAAUUGAGAAGAGGAAAGCAAAAAAACAAACAAACAAAAAAAACAACAAAACAAAACAAAAAAA
This is a messenger RNA of Colossoma macropomum (tambaqui), 7195 nucleotides long. It is a transcript of the gene jag1b, whose product is annotated as jagged canonical Notch ligand 1b. Gene Ontology annotation, biological process: heterophilic cell-cell adhesion; cell communication; multicellular organism development. Bases 340 to 4002 code for a protein of 1220 amino acids. NCBI's taxonomy places the organism in Eukaryota, Metazoa, Chordata, Actinopteri, Characiformes, Serrasalmidae. Gene Ontology annotation, cellular component: protein-containing complex; plasma membrane. The record is from RefSeq and is a predicted model, not a curated record. Gene Ontology annotation, molecular function: Notch binding; calcium ion binding. The transcript has 26 exons.